Messenger RNA from Sebastes umbrosus (honeycomb rockfish), 3440 nucleotides. Its product is annotated as poly(ADP-ribose) glycohydrolase. Gene Ontology annotation, cellular component: cytoplasm; nucleus. The transcript is spliced from 18 exons. Gene Ontology annotation, molecular function: poly(ADP-ribose) glycohydrolase activity. NCBI's taxonomy places the organism in Eukaryota, Metazoa, Chordata, Actinopteri, Perciformes, Sebastidae. The coding region runs from base 306 to 2690 and encodes 794 amino acids. The record is from RefSeq and is a predicted model, not a curated record. Gene Ontology annotation, biological process: nucleotide-sugar metabolic process; regulation of DNA repair; carbohydrate metabolic process.
AACACAACAGCUCUGUUUCGGUAGCAUCGUUCAGUGAGUUAAAAGUGCUUUUUAACAUCAACAUUAACAUUGAAGCUAUUUAUACUAGAAAGCUAUCACUCUACACAGCACCCGCUCAAGUGGCUGACGCUAUUCAACAUUAUUUUCCGGUAGUUUUUAGUUAAAACUUAACAACUAGGUGUAGCACAAAGCUAGUUAGCAUGUAGCUUAGCAUGAAGCUAACAAGCUAAAGGUUUGUUGACAGUUGACUGUCUGUCAUCCUCUCGUUGGACAACAACUAAAUACGACCUGAAGAUUCGUCAUGUAUGGCUGCAUACUAUAUGUUAAGAUUUGCUCACCUGUUGAAGAAAGGACUCCCCAAAAAACAAGUCUGGACAAAACCAAAUAACACCUCAAUCGUGGUGUCAGCUCAAGUUGUAUUAAUGACUGCGCUGACAGACUUUGAACCUUUAGCAAAGAGACUCAGGGUUGAAAUCAGUGCCCCAACGUCCCCUUCAUCUCCUCUCCAAGAGACGAAGAUGGAUACACGACCAAAGACUGGAGCAGAUAGUUUGCGAGGUGUAAAAACGAAAGGUAACCAUCAAAGAACCGGCCCCAGACUGCAACAGAAGUUAAGAAAUACUCUAGACCGAUGGUUGGUUAAGCCCCAAAAAAAUGCAAGUACAAACGAAGUGUGUCAAACCCAAGAGGAUGCAGAGAUGGCCGAUGAUGGUGGCAUUCAAAGCACCUCAGCUCAGGCUCUGGACUGCCAAAAUGCUCAAAAGCCUUCUCUGUCUGACUCGGAUGAAGAAACCCAACUUUUGACAUCACAAGAGCUGGAUGAAGAAGACACACCUGUGUCACCAGCUUCCAAGGAUUCUGGAGGAAGUAGGUUAAUGCAGACACUGUCCCACAAUUAUGGUGGAUUAGAGACAGAAGAAGUAGAGACAUGCUCAGCAAGCUCAGAGGGCUCUGUCAAACAUCAUACCAAAAUAACAGACUUCUUUUCAGGGACGUCAUCACCAGGUUUACCUGUGAGACGGGGCAGGCCAGAGAUGUCUCCAGAUUCAGACAAGGAAAGUACCUCUGCUGUUGUCAAGCCUGAUGUCAAAUGGCUGGGGACGCCAAUCAGUGAACUAAAGAGAAUGCCUGAAUGUGGCGGACCGCUUCCUCCGCUGAAGGAUGUUCCUGGCCAGCACACUGUGAUGAUAAGGACAGACCUUCUUCAGAAUGGUAAAUUUCCUGUUCCAUAUCCUGCUAAGUUUAGGGAUACCUGGGACGAUGUCCAUGUCAAGAUGCCCUGUUCCAGUCGCAACCUGUUUCCUGUACAGGAUGAGAAAACACUAGAACUGCAGAAUAAGAGUCGGUGGGAGCUGAUCAAGGAGACUUUAAACAACAAAUUAACAAGUCAACUCGAGUUGAAGAAUGCAAUAUUGAAAUACAAUGCCUCACAGGCCAAGAAAUGGGACUUCAACGCAUUACGUUUGUACUGCAAUAAGGUCCUGGAGCCUGAUGCUGCUGAACAUCUGUUUGGCUCCCUGCUGCCAGACAUGGUGCAAUUAGCACUGAGAGCAUCUGAGCUCUGUACCAAGCCGAUACCCCUCCUCAAGGAAGGCAUGGACCACUCCAUCACCAUGUCUCAGGAGCAGGUGGCAUGUCUGCUCGCCAACGCCUUCUUCUGCACCUUCCCCCGACGCAACUCCAGAAGGAACGAGUACCGCAACUACCCAGACAUCAACUUCUCCAGACUGUUUGAGGGGUCCUCUUCAAGGAAGAUUGAGAAGCUGAAAACCCUGAUGUGCUAUUUUAAAAGUUUCACCAAGCAAAAGCCGGAUGGACUUGUAACAUUCACCAGAAAAAGCUUGGAUAAACCUCUGAAUUGGAAAAGCUCACAGACUCCGCUCACAAAGCUCCACAUCACUUGUGAAGGGACCAUUGAGGAUGAUGGUUAUGGAAUGCUUCAGGUGGAUUUUGCCAAUCAGUUUGUCGGAGGAGGAGUCACCAGUUCCGGUCUCGUCCAGGAGGAAAUCCGUUUCCUGAUCAACCCCGAGCUCAUUGUCUCUCGCCUCUUCACUGAAGCCCUGAAUCAUAAUGAAUGUCUGAUCAUCACAGGUACGCAGCAGUACAGUAAAUACACAGGUUAUGCUCAGACCUACCAGUGGAGUGGCAGCCACCAGGACACAACUCCAAGAGACGGCUGGCAGAGAAGAUGCACAGAGAUCGUGGCCAUCGAUGCGCUGCAGUUCAGGAACUUCCUUGAACAGUUUCAACCAGCGAGAUUCAACCGAGAACUCAACAAGGCCUACUGUGGCUUUGCUCGCCCUGAGGAACAAAGCCAGAACCUUGCGGCAGUGGCUACAGGGAACUGGGGCUGCGGUGUUUUUGGAGGUGACACACGUCUGAAAGCUCUGCUCCAGAUGCUGGCAGCUGCCGAGGCGGGUCGAGAUGUGGCCUAUUUCACCUUUGGUGACAGCCAGCUCAUGACAGAUGUCCACAAGAUGCACUCUUUCCUAACUCAGAGGAAGAUCAGUGUCGGGGAGGUGUAUGAUCUCCUGGAACAGUACUACAGCUCAGUGUGCAAGAGCUGCCUCAGUCGGCGCCCUGACGUCAGCCUCUACUCGUUCAUCUACCAACAGGUCGGCUCCUCCUUGGCGCCAGAUGACUCCGACGAUGGCUCGGCCAGACAUCACGUCCCCGCAGACUGCCGUUAAGGUCAGGUGGCUGAUGAGUCACCGCGCCUUAUCUUCGGAAAAACGAAACAAAACCGAAUUAAAACAUUCUUCGUCUGCCCUUAGCUUUAUUUUUUAGCUUAAUGUUUUGUUAAGACAAACUUGAUUAACAGUGGUGGAUGUACCAAAUGUGGUCCCCACCACUGGCAGCCGAAAAUGACAAUCUAGCAUGCAGACCGGAACUGCAGAGGGUGAUUAGUUACGACCCUGUCUGGCGCUGUGUUCAUUUCACUGCUGCUGGUAAUACGCCAAUGGAUUGAGCUUCAAUACGACGCAAUUGUGAUUUUAAUGGUGAAGCAAAGGUUGCCAUCCAUCUUCUGAGUUUGUCAUGUUGCUUUUUUUUUUUACACCCACACAUAUCCAGCCUAAUUGAAUUGGCUGUCAGAAAUCAAGUUAAAGGAAAAGAAUAACAAGAACGGGGUUUUGGAGAGCUUGGAGCGCUCUCAGGAAAGCGGUUUGAUUUAAAGAGCAGCCCGGCUCUUUCGGGAAAUAAUCUUUUACCUUCUGCAUUCACAGCAAAACACUACUUACAAUCACGGUUCUUUAUGCGAUACACACUCCAAAGAACCCAUUUGCACUUAAAAUAUUGAUUUGAUUGGUUUGUUUCUGUAUUUUACAACUAAUUUCAGUGUGAAUCUGUUAUUUGAUCUUAAUAAUUGCUUUGUAGCUGCACUUAAAUGAAAAGUGAGAAGUUUUUUUUAUACAUCCUGAAUAAAAUCAGUUUAAAGUAAA